Messenger RNA from Marchantia polymorpha subsp. ruderalis, 1319 nucleotides. The record is from the annotation of a GenBank genome assembly. NCBI's taxonomy places the organism in Eukaryota, Viridiplantae, Streptophyta, Marchantiopsida, Marchantiales, Marchantiaceae.
CAGAGCGAGAGUCCGUCGGAGCGACGACGACAAUGGCGAUGGCGGCGGCUCGAGCAGCUUGCGAGCGUCUGCGAGCGAAUGGCAGCAAUUCGCUGGCCGCCGCCGCCGUCCGCGGGCGCUGGCGGAGCUUUUCGGCCGAGCCCGGGCACGGGCACGGGCCGGCGAGAGUGAACAUGUGGGAAGCGCCCGGGAGCCCUGGCAAGUGGAAGGAAGAGCAUUUCGUGUUCGUGUCGCUGGCGGGCUGGGGCGCGCUCUUCUUCGGCGGCUACAAGGCGGCCACCAGCGGAGCCCCCAAGAAGAAACCCCCUUCUCCUCCUUCCAAAUCGCCCCGCAAAAUCGAUGCCAAGCCCGCUGCCAAAUCGCACCCUAAACCUGAACCCAAGCCCGUGGCCAAACCCGCAGCCCGGAAACCCGAGCCCCCCAAGAAGCCGCCUCCCCCUGCCCCGAAGAAGCCGCCGCCUCCGAAGAAGAAGAAACCAGAGCCGAGUUCGAAGAAGAUGCAGAGCGCUAAGAAGCACAAGUAUUAUGAUGAUGAUGAUGAUGAUGAUGACGACGACGACGACGAUGAUGAUGAUUGAUGAUUAAUGGCGAUCGAGUUGGUUUCUGGUUAAGCGGAGGCUGCGCUUUGUUUGUUCUUCGCUCGGAGGCGUAGUAGCGGCGGCGGGGCAGGCUUUGAAUUUUGAUUUCGAUUUCGAUUUUGAUUUGGUUCUCUGCGUAAACUCUGGCUCGGUGUGAGAAGCGAGUCGUCAGAUCGUCAGAUGCGUGAUGUGAUCGUCUCUGUGGCUGAUCAGUGACGUGUUUCCGAGGCUAUGCGAUGUAUGUUUGCGUGGGCUCGAGAUCGCUAGAGCCCACGUCGUUCUCUGUGAGCCUCUCUCAAGAUUUUGAUUACAAGCACGAUGGAAUGAACCGCGGAGUCCUUGCGGAGUAUAGUUGAUAGGAUCUUACACCCCUAGAAAGCUGAGAAAUCAUUUCGGCAGAAAGUUGCCUUCUUCACGGUUUCAAAUCCCAAAUUUGGUUCACUUGACAUGGGCCUGUAUUCGACAGUACAGUAACGUCUCGGAUUAUGUGAAAUCUUAAUGAUUUUGCCCUCUCACCAAGCAAACUAUGAGUUCGAGAUCUACUUGUAUUUUCCUCAACCUCGGAUGAAAGGAUAAGGAGAAAAGACCCUACCCUUGUAGACAAGGAGUGAUGUGUUCAGAUGUUUACUGAAGAGGCCACCAGUGCAUAUAUCCUGCCUUGUCAUGGACCAAAUCUACUCUGUCCGUGCCCCCACUUUCACAAUUCACUUGAUAAGCACAUAUCACUUUAUCUGAUUGAUA